Molecule: messenger RNA, 1345 nt
Organism: Macadamia integrifolia
Lineage: Eukaryota; Viridiplantae; Streptophyta; Magnoliopsida; Proteales; Proteaceae
Exons: 6
Coding region: 160-732 (190 amino acids)
Source: RefSeq, a predicted model, not a curated record
ACUUGAUGGAACUGCGGUUUAGGAGGUAAAAGAUUUAAGCGAUGGAGUUCUGGGAUUGCUACCGAUUGGCUUCUCCAUAAGCUGUCAACUCAAUACUUCGGAAGGACGAUCGCUCAAGCAUUCUUGUAGGCUUCACUUAUCAAUCUCAAUCGAUCGAAAAUGAAUUCUGUUUCGAACAACAACGAAGAACCCAGAUCGUGGGAUGAACUUAUCGAUAUAAAUUUAGUACCAUCGGAGUUGUUUCUCAAGUUCCGGAAAGAAAUCCAGGGCCUCCGUGUUGGAUUGAAUUUGGAGUUCUACAAUGUUCCAUUAAACGAAUGCCACACAAAGUUGGUGUUAAAGCCUUUAGACCCAGAUCGGAGGUGGAAGCUUACAUAUGAGCCUAUACAUCAUGAUGUACGAGUUCUUUCGAAGAAGAUUUCUAUUUCCAAAUUUCUUAAUCUUCAGGUGGGUAUUAGCCAUAGUUUUAAGUUGCAUGCAACUGGGUGGAAAUGGAAACUCUCUACAUGUUUGGGAGGAGAUGGUGUUUCCCGGAUACAAAACAAGACAUCCAUCGGAUUGCUCCCAGGAAUGGAUUUCCGGUUGGGUUGGAAGGCAGAGUAUGUCCUUCCAGAGAUUCAAGGAAGCCGAGCUUAUUUCUAUGAAAUGAUCAUGCCGGAGGCAAUUUGGAGGAUUUCUUUGUCCCUGCCCAAUCCAUGGGAUGGUGAACUAAGGUUGCUAGACAAGCUAUAGUUCUGUAAGGGCCCUGGGCUCCGCAGGGGAACCAAUGUUCAACAUGAACUCUGGACGGUUGCAAGCAUCACUAGACAGAGUGGAAGCCGUUUUCACUCAUAGUACAAGAUAGCUGUACCUCUUGCGAAGAAUCUGUUUUUUUCUAAGUACAUAAACAUCAGUGAGUAUCCCUAAAGUCAAAUCUGUGAAACUGAUCCUAACCAACUGAUUAGUAUUUUCGAACCCCUAAAAAUACUUUGUACUGACAAUCCAGUGAGUUUGUUGGAUCAUAUGGUCAUGGUCAGCUGAUGAGAUGUAGUUGCAUUGUCUUCUUAUUGGUUGGUGCACUUCCUUUAUCCCUCGAUGCCAGGUUGUCAAUUCUGCAAAAUCAACAAAGAACUGAGAAAGAACAUGGAUAGCCGGCUAUACAUAGGCCCAACCACCAUCAUCGCAGGGUAGUAUCCCCCUCUCCCUGUUUUACUGGUGGGUUACUUUGCAAGUACCCAUACGAAGUUACAAACAGGUGAUCAGUGUAAAUGUUUUUCCUUCUGUGAUUUUAGUUGUACUGUUUCACUUUGAAAAUUCCAUGAAUCUCAAAACAAUGUGCAUAAGAAACAUCACUUUUGCUGAUUCA